Messenger RNA from Suillus bovinus, 1612 nucleotides. RefSeq lists its product as uncharacterized. Bases 353 to 1552 code for a protein of 399 amino acids. The record is from RefSeq and is a predicted model, not a curated record. The transcript has 7 exons. Lineage: Eukaryota; Fungi; Basidiomycota; Agaricomycetes; Boletales; Suillaceae.
CUUGAUAGUAGAUCUGGCCGAGAGAUGAGAGACAAACAAGUCCAAGCUGGUGUUUGCGACCCAAACAUCGCCCGGAAGUAUUACUUGCAAUUCGAGAACCACACCGCUUGUUACGAACCAUAAUGUCAUUCAGCGAUCGGGGGAUACAGAACGCUGCGGAUACACAUCGUCUUUUAUCGUACAACAACUGUGUAGGAACGUGUACUACCCCAAGCGAGCUUGCACAACGAAUGGUGACCUCCAAAUUGUACUAGAGAACCCAUUAUUUCGAACGCUGACUCAACCCAAAUCUCUCAUUAUCUGUUCACUUCAGGAUACAUCUGAUGUUGCUGGAUUGGCGCUCAUAAUACAAAUGGAAAGAAUGCGCGUGGCGGAAAUUAUAGCUGCUAGAGACACCGUUGUCGAACGCCUCGAAGACGCUUACGUGUCUGUUCGCCAAAAGUCAGCAACGAUCGAUCGACUUCAGCGUGAGCUGGACGAUCUGAAACGCCCUUCUACCCCUGCCACAUCCGCGGCGAGGGAUGAUGAAUCAUCUACGCAGCUUCCGGUGCAAGACACUGCCACGUCAUUCGGUACUCCACGACCAGUUCCGGGAGAAGUCCACGAGGGGGACAAUGAUUGUCUGGACACUUCCGCUCAGGUCUUACCUUGGCAGGUCCCUCUUGAUGCUACCAACGGACCUUCGACAGGGCUGCCUCUCACACCACCACCAGAUUUUCGCUCAGAAACCAAUUUUUGCAGUCCGUCUUUUCAGUCAAACUAUUGCGCACGUCUAGAAAAUUGUUCUGAUUCAUACCGCUCUGAAACCGUCGACUUCGACUAUCCGAAUAUUAUCGAACCACUUCCGCUCGGCGAUGGACCUGAGAAACUGAUUCUCGCAAGACAAGCACUUCUUGCCAUGCUUCCUCUCCCUGCUGAUAUCCCAGAUGACGCUUUAAACCCAGUUCUCAUUCCUCAGCCAUACACCUUGCACGAAUUCUUGGGCAACGCUUCUGGUACUCUCAAAAACUCCCUGUCAAACUAUCGUGUCCUCAGCCAACUGACAACAUACUGGUGCCCGGAGCGCGAAGAACAUGGAUACUUGCUCACCCCUGUUUUCAAGUGUAGCACUAAUCCCCGAGUAACAACAGCACACCGAUGGAUGGCGGCGGAUGUGAUCGGUACCAUGGACAAGCCUACUGAGUGCUUUUACAACAAGGACGGGAAGUGGUACUACGCUGGCGUAUACAAAGCUUUCCGCAUGGACGAUCUAACCACAGAAGAGUGGGGGGCUCUUUCAACCGAGACGACACAGACCCUUAUCAAGGAGACUCUAGCGGGCCGAAAGAACCUCUCACCCCAAAACCUCUACGAGACUGGACAGUUAUAUGCUGUUGGCGCCCUUCGUGUUGCAUGUAUCGGACUGCAGUGUGUAGGAUUCAGCUCUGCGAUGUAUCGCGCGGUCUUGGAGCAGGCAACUCUGGGGAAAUGGCGCGGAAUAGGCUGGUCGGGACCUACCGGCAAAUCGUCCAGUGACACAACGAUCGAAGGUGAUGGAAUACCUGGACUUUGAGCCUGCUUGGUUCUGCGUCGAGGGCUCUUGCAAGACUUAUACCCCAUUCUGGCUGUUCUA